CACGAACUAGACUACGUAAUUUAUAUUACUCCCAAUUUUUUCCUCUUUCGCGGAGACUACAAGAAACUAAGAAGUUGAAUUUUUCUGCUCGUUUCGGUUUUCGAAUUACCGAUUUAUUUCUAUGGCUUUGAUUUCAUUUGCUUCUGUUAGUUUCACUUCACCUUUGAUCAACAAGUCUCAGUUUUGUGGUUCAUUUCCCGUUGGAAUUGGAUCAGCGAGAAAAAACCGCGGAGUUAAGUUUUGUAGAGCUGCUGCUUCUUCUGCUGUUGUAUUUCCGCGGCUCGAUGCAGAUGAUUUUAGGCAUCCACUAGAUAAACAGAAUACGGUGUUAUUGCGAGCAAUUCCAGGUCUAAACGAUAUCGGAAAGGCCUUUUUAGGCACUAUAUCAGAGCAGGUCAUGGUUCUUGAGAAUAUAGGGACAUCAGUUCUUGUUUCAGAGAAUCAGCUUUCUGAACUUCAUCAUUUAAUGGUCGAGGCUGCUGGAAUACUGAAAACUGAGGCACCUGAUCUUUACAUUCGUCAAAGUCCUGUACCUAACGCCUAUACUCUAGCCGUCAGUGGUAGAAGGCCAUUUGUUGUUGUUCAUACAAGCCUUGUGGAGCUUUUGACCAGAAAGGAGCUGCAGGCUGUUUUGGCACAUGAGUUAGGUCACCUUAAAUGUGACCAUGGUGUAUGGCUGACAGUUGCAAACAUUCUUACCCUUGGGGCCUACAGUAUUCCUGGGCUUGGUGGAAUUAUAGCUCAAAGAUUGGAAGAACAACUAUUCCGUUGGCUCCGAGCAGCAGAGCUUACUUGUGAUCGUGCAGCUCUCCUUGUUGUUCAAGACCCAAAGGUUGUCGUCUCUGUACUGAUGAAAUUAGCUGGGGGCUGCCCAUCUUUGGCUGAUCAACUAAAUGUGGAUGCCUUCUUGGAGCAAGCUCGCUCUUAUGACAAAGCAUCUUCAAGUCCAGUUGGCUGGUAUAUAAGAAAUGCUCAAACAAGUCAACUCUCACACCCACUUCCCGUUUUACGUGCUCGUGAGAUUGAUGAGUGGUCCAGAAGCCAAGAUUAUAUAUCUCUUCUGAACAGUGCAGCUCGGAUCAACGGUGUACAGAAAGUAUAGACGGCGAUGGCAUUGAGGUUGAUACAAUACAUACUGGACAAUUGUUUAUAUCAAUGCAAAAUAUUGGAAUGCAGACACUAGUGCCGGAGAUGAAGUUCUUAUUUUGUGCGACUUUCUCUGUGUCUGCCUAUACUAUACAGAUUACCAUUUGGAUUGGCAAUCUUGCAUACUAAUUUGCCACUGUUUUAGAUGUAAGCAGGUGCCAUAUUCCUGUAUAGAGUGGCACUAUGCAUGUAUAUGUAGAUGUUGUAUAUAACUUUCGAAAAGGAUUUAAGGAAACUAUAAUUCUGGAAGACUUUCUUGCUAAUUCGCAGUUC
Molecule: messenger RNA, 1419 nt
Organism: Daucus carota subsp. sativus
Lineage: Eukaryota; Viridiplantae; Streptophyta; Magnoliopsida; Apiales; Apiaceae
Product: plastoglobule-localized metallopeptidase 48, chloroplastic
Exons: 9
Coding region: 122-1102 (326 amino acids)
Biological process (GO): CAAX-box protein processing
Cellular component (GO): endoplasmic reticulum membrane
Molecular function (GO): metalloendopeptidase activity
Source: RefSeq, a predicted model, not a curated record